GGAAGCGGGAGCCCUGGCCCUUGCCGCUCCUCGCCGCUGUCGGCAGCCACUUCCCGGGCGAGACUGCGCCCCCGGAGCACCCCCGGCCGGAGCCGUCUCGCGUGCCGGGAGGAUCGGACUCUUUCCGUCACCCGUUUGCACCUCUGCAGCUGUCAGGAGCGGGUCAGGUGCGGAAAGCGGUGCGGAGGUGGCGCUCAUAGGUUACAGGGGUCAGGGUCUGGGGCUGGCCGUGGUCUUCAGUUACCGCCGAGUGUGUGGGAUCCUUCUGCGCUUGCCGCCUCCACGUGGCACAGGCCAAGGCGUGGCCAGAUCGGUAGAUGGGUUUGUUGGGUGGUUGCUAGCAGUUUCCACGUAACAAGGGAAGCGUAUUUGAGAGUUACUUGAUUCUAACGAGACUGUAGCAGAUUUGCACUUCUUGUUGGAAGACGUUAGCAUUUGCACGGCGAGGUCUGUGAAGCCACAGGCCAGGCCGUGCUGCUCAGCUUGAGUAAAUCCCUGACCCAAGGCCCUCAGGGUGUGAGCACUGACUGCACCUUCCCUAAGCUCGGGUCUCUUCCCCCAGCCUUCCUUUCCCCUGUGGCUUUAACGAUUUGUAGCACGAUGCAGUUCAAAUGGCUAGGAGUCUGGAACGUAGAAGGUGUUGAAUUCAUUGAAAGAAUACAGUGGUUCUCAACUCUUGUUUAAGCCGGGGUUCUUUCUGUUUAUUUAUAUAUUGAGACACAGUAUCGCCCUGUCGCCGAGGCUGGAGUGCAGUGGUGCGAUUUCGGCUCCCUGCAACCUCCGCCUCCGAUUCUCAUGCCGCAGCCUCUCGAGUAGCUGGGAUUACAGCCGCGCAGCACCACGCCCGGCUAAUUUUUUUUUGUAUCUUUAGUAGAGACGGGUUUCACCAUGUUGGCCAGGGUUCUCUACAACUCCUGACCUCGUGAUCCGCCCGCCUCGUCCUCCUGAAGUGCUGGGAUUACAGGCCUGAGCCACAGCGCCCAGACAGAAGGGAUUCCUUUUUUUUUUUUUUUUUUGAGAUGAGUCUUGCUCUGUCGCCCAGGCUGGAGUGCAGUGACGUGAUCUCCGCUCACUGCAAGCUCCGCCUCCCGUGUUCACACCAUUCUCCUGCCUCAGCCUCCCGAAUAGCUGGGAGUACAGGCGCCCGCCACCACGCCCGGCUAAUUUUGUAGAGAUGGGGUUUCACCGUGUUAGCCAGGAUGGUCUCGAUCUCCUGACCUCGUGAUUAAUUUUUUGUAUUUUUAGUAGAGACGGGGUUUCACUGUAUUAGCCAGGGUGGUCUCGAUCUCCUGACCUCGUGGUCCGCCCGCCUCGGCCUCCCAAAGUGCUGGGAUUACAGGCAUGAGCCACCGCGUGCCACCUUUUUUUUUUUUAAGAUGAUGUCUUGCUCUUUCGCCAGGCUGGAGUGCAAUGGCGCCAUCUUGUCUCACUGCAAACCGCAACGCCCUGGUUCAAAGAAUUCUGCUGCCUCAGCCUCCCAAGUAGCUGGGAUUACAGGCACGCGCCACCACGCCCAGCUAAUUUUUGUAUUUUUAGUAGAGACGUGGUUUCACCACCUUGGCCAGGGUGGUCUUGACCUCCUGACCUCGUGAUCCACCCGCCUCGACCUCCCAAAGUGAUGAGAUUACAGUCCUGAGCCACCGCACCCGGCCAGCAGGGGUUCCUUUUUAGAAAGAAGAUCAUUUAGGGAAUCCCUGGUGUGAAGCAGAUAUAAACAGAGUUUCCCUGUUUAAGGAGGGAUGGCCUGGUGGUACUUGUGGUUCCAUCCUGUGCCCUUCCCCGGGGUGCUGGGGAACAUCCUGAGCUGAGGUCUCUGGCCCCGGCUGGGUCUCAUAACCCCAGAGGGACAUUCAGGUUUGGGCCCAGGCCCAGGCUAACAUGGAUAAUCCUAGCUGGGCACCACUGACAGUGCGUGUUCUGUUUUGAAGAGAUGGGGUCUUGCUUUGUCGCCCAGUCUGGCCUUGACCUCCUGGGUAAAAGCCAUCCAACCGUCUCAGCCUCCUGAGGAGAGGGGACUGCAGGCUUGCUCGGUAAUUUUUCUUUUUUUUUUUCUUUUUUUUUUGACGGAGUCUCGCUGUCGCCCAGGCUGGAGUGCAGUGGCGUGAUCACGGCUCACUGCAAGCUCCACCUCCUGGGUACACGCCAUUCUCCUGCCUCAGCCUCCCUAGUAGCUGGGACUACAGGUGCCCGCCACCACGCCCGGCUAAUUUUUUGUAUUUUUUUUAGAGACGGGGUUUCACCAUGUUAGCCAGAAAGGUCUCGAUCUCCUGACCUCGUGAUCCACCCGCCUCAGCCACCCAAAGUGCUGGGAUUACAGGCGUGAGCCACCGCGCCCGGCUUUGCUCCGUAAUUUUUCUGUGUGUUUUUGAGACGGAGUCUGGCUCUGCCGCCCAGGCUGGAAUGCAGUGGCAUCAUCUCUGCUCACUGCAACCUUUGCCUUUGGGGUUCAAGCGAUUCUCCUGCCUCAGCCUCCCGAGUAGCUGGGAUCACAGGCGCCCGCCAGCACACCUGGCUAAUUUUUGUGUUUUUUUACUAGAGACGAGGUUUCACCAUGUUGUUUAGGCUGGUCUUGAAUUCUGGCCUCAGGUGAUUCGCCCACCUCGGCCUCCCAAAGCGCUGGGAUGACAGGCGUGAGCCGCUGCUCAUGGCCUUCCUCGGUAAUUUUAACGAUCAGGUUAGGAUGGGAAUCAAGGGCUGGACUUCAGGGCACCUCGGAGGACAGCGGACGUUGGUGACUGACUUUCUUGCUGCAGGCUUAUUUGGAGGGUUCCUUUGUGUCCUAGUUCCUGGGGGUUUUCACCCGCUAACUUCACUUAGAGAUUGAAACUUCUCCCACUUCCAGAAGCUGAAUCGUAGUGAUCAGCCUGCGGCCCCCUGCAGUGGUACAGGCCUGGUUGAGCAGCCUCAGGCCGCCUCCCCAUAGUGCAGACCUGUGCCUCUGAGUUGCUCCAGUCCUGGCGGCCCCAGAGCUCCUGACCCGCAGUCCGCUCUGCCGGCGUUGCCAGUGCCUUGGUCUGCCCUCUCUGUGGUGGAGUGGGGCCUGGGGCAGGGUCUCCAGGUGCACCGUGGGGAGCCCUCCAUCAGGCUUUUGUUUCCUGUGGAUUGUGUUCCAGGUGUGGGCUCUUUCAUUUUGAUCCCUUCCCUCCUUCCUGGCCUCACUGCUGGCGGGUGAGAGAGAUUUCUCCAGAGUUGACCGCCCCCUUUCCCCGGGUGCUCCCUGCCCUGCCCGUCUGCCUGGUAGCCCCUCUGCAAGCCCGGCCCCUCCCGACGCUCCUGGCUUCCUCCGUGCCCCUUUCCUGGCAGCGGGGUCGCCAAGAUUCGGCCGGAGCCCGUUGCUUUGUCCUUGCUGCUCUCCAGGCAAACGGGCGGCUCCUCCUCACCGACUGCCUCCUCUGUCCCUUGAGGCUAUAGCCCCAUGCCGCCUCGUUCCCAGAGUCUGCCCUGACCCCUCCCCCGGCCUGUCCUUGGAAGUCACAGCAGCACGUUGUCCCAGAACUGUCUGUGAGCACCAGCGCUGGCCCUGCACUCCACAGAGGGGGUGCCUGGAGGAGAGCCUCGUGCCCUGUGGGUGUGAAUUCAUGCGCUGGGAGGCACGUCCCUGGCACAGGGUCACACCGAAGUGGUGAACGAUUGUUCUCAUUCUAAUAACCGAGAGGUCACACGGGCACCUGACCUGCUCUUUCUCCUCUCCUCCUCCCCAGAGUCACUGGGGGUGGGAACUGUCAAUGAGCCAUUUUCAGGGGAGGGAGUGGCCUCAGCUUAAUCCAGCCAAAGGUCCCCUCGGGAGGAAACAGGCAGAGCUCCUCACCGUGACACCCACGUUCCUGUCACUGCUCUGUGGCAGGACCCUGGGGGACUGACACACCCUCGGUCCCCUCGGGGUCAGAGUGAGAGUGGUUGAGGGCCCGGGGCCGCUUCGGCCCUUGGCUUCCCGAGCUUAGAGCUUAGCAGCCAAACCCGUUGACCUGGCACUGUCUUCCCUGAGAGGCAGGUCCCGGUCUCAUCUGUGCUCUGUUCACUGGGGCCCCCGAGGUUGGCUACCAAGGCGCUUGCUGAAAUCUGACGCUGAUGCCCGUCAGCCCAGUUCGUGCCUAACCACAGGCCCAGGCAGACCCACCCCAACACCAAAGCGUCGCCGCCUCUGUCUAAAUGCAACGAGUGCUCCCCACGGCACUUCCCCCUGCGUCAGUCACCUCCAAAAAUUACACCUGAGCUGAGAACAGACGCUGGGCUCUAGUUAGUGACGUGUUUGCUGCAGUUGACUCUGAAGGCUUAAAAAAGUGCGAUGGGCUGCGGGAGGAAGAGAGACGGGAACAAUGCACCAACCCAGGAGCAUCGGGGGUCCCUGCCUACUUUACGCGUCUUUCUGUGUUAGAAUAAUUUUUUUUUUUUUUUUUGAGACGGACUCUUGCUGUCUCCCCGGCUGGAGUGCAUUGCUUCGAUCUCCGCUCACUGCAAGCUCUGCCUCCCAGGUUCACGCCAUUCUCCUGCCUCAGCCUCCAGAGUAGCUAGGACUACAGGUUACGCCAAGGAGGCCCUGAAUCUGGCGCAGAUGCAGGAGCAGACGCUGCAGUUGGAGCAACAGUCCAAGCUCAAAGAGUAUGAGGCCGCCGUGGAGCAGCUCAAGAGCGAGCAGAUCCGGGCGCAGGCUGAGGAGAGGAGGAAGACCCUGAGCGAGGAGACCCGGCAGCACCAGGCCAGGGCCCAGUAUCAAGACAAGCUGUCCCGGCAGCGCUACGAGGACCAACUGAAGCAGCAGCAACUUCUCAAUGAAGAGAAUUUACGGAAGCAGGAGGAGUCCGUGCAGAAGCAGGAAGGCAUACGGCGAGCCACCGUGGAGCGGGAGAUGGAGCUGCGGCACAAGAACGAGAUGCUGCGAGUGGAGGCCGAGGCCCGGGCGCGCGCCAAGGCCGAGCGGGAGAAUGCAGACAUCAUCCGCGAGCAGAUCCGCCUGAAGGCGGCCGAGCACCGUCAGACCGUCUUGGAGUCCAUCAGGACGGCUGGCACCUUGUUUGGGGAAGGAUUCCGUGCCUUUGUGACAGACCGGGACAAAGUGACAGCCACGGUGGCUGGGCUGACGCUGCUGGCUGUCGGGGUCUACUCAGCCAAGAAUGCGACAGCCGUCACUAGCCGCUUCAUCGAAGCUCGGCUGGGGAAGCCGUCCCUAGUGAGGGAGACGUCCCGCAUCACGGUGCUGGAGGCGCUGCGGCACCCCAUCCAGGUCAGCCGGCGGCUCCUCAGUCGACCCCAGGACGUGCUGGAGGGUGUUGUGCUGAGUCCCAGCCUGGAAGCACGGGUGCGCGACAUCGCCAUAGCAACAAGGAACACCAAGAAGAACCGGGGCCUGUACAGGCACAUCCUGCUGUACGGGCCACCAGGCACCGGGAAGACGCUCUUUGCCAAGAAACUCGCCCUGCACUCAGGCAUGGACUACGCCAUCAUGACAGGCGGGGACGUGGCCCCCAUGGGGCGGGAAGGCGUGACCGCCAUGCACAAGCUCUUUGACUGGGCCAAUACCAGCCGGCGCGGCCUCCUGCUCUUCAUGGAUGAAGCAGACGCCUUCCUUCGGAAGCGAGCCACCGAGGAGAUAAGCAAGGACCUCAGAGCCACACUGAACGCCUUCCUGUACCACAUGGGCCAGCACAGCAACAAAUUCAUGCUGGUCCUGGCCAGCAAUCUGCCUGAGCAGUUUGACUGCGCCAUCAACAGCCGCAUCGACGUGAUGGUCCACUUCGACCUGCCGCAGCAGGAGGAGCGGGAGCGCCUGGUGAGACUGCAUUUUGACAACUGUGUUCUUAAGCCAGCCACAGAAGGAAAACGGCGCCUGAAGCUGGCCCAGUUUGACUACGGGAGUAAGUGCUCGGAGGUCGCUCGGCUGACGGAGGGCAUGUCGGGCCGGGAGAUCGCUCAGCUGGCCGUGUCCUGGCAGGCCACGGCGUAUGCCUCCAAGGACGGGGUCCUCACUGAGGCCAUGAUGGACGCCUGUGUGCAAGAUGCUGUCCAGCAGUACCGACAGAAGAUGCGCUGGCUGAAGGCGGAGGGGCCUGGGCGCGGGGUUGAGCACCCCCUAUCCCGAGUCCAAGGCGAGACUCGCACCUCAUGGAGCCUGGCCGCGGACCCCUCCUACCCCUGCCUUGCCGGCCCCUGCACAUUUAGGAUAUGCUCCUGGGUGGGGACUGGGCUGUGCCCAGGGCCUCUGUCCCCCAGGAUGUCUUGUGGUGGGGGUCAGCCGUUCUGCCCCUCAGGACACCCCCUGUUGUAGGCACUGGCUAGGGAGGGGCAGGCCUCCUUCCUGCCCCUCGAGACACUCUUGGGAGAUGCAUUUUCCGUCUGGCUCACAGGGGGAGGGUGAGGCUUUGUACCCCAGCCCCUGCCCAGGCCACUGGGAGGGUGGGUGCUGGCUGAGCCCCUGGGGCAGAAGGAGUGGGGCAGGCGGGGUCUUUGUUCUUGGCUCCCACAGCAGAGCCAGGUGAGCCGGGGCCUGUCAGGACUAGACAGAAGUGGGGCGGCCUGAACACUGCUUCCAGCCGUGGCCAGGGAACCUGGCAGGGGUGUCUGAGGCCGCACUGUCGGCUGGCCGGUCCAAGCCUGUGGCUGGAGCUGGUGUGUGUUUAUCUAAUAAAGUCCCACAGGUGCCUCA
Messenger RNA from Pan troglodytes (chimpanzee), 6640 nucleotides. RefSeq names its product ATPase family AAA domain containing 3B (gene ATAD3B). The coding region runs from base 4553 to 6262 and encodes 569 amino acids. Gene Ontology annotation, molecular function: zinc ion binding; ATP binding; ATP hydrolysis activity. The record is from RefSeq and is a predicted model, not a curated record. The transcript has 16 exons. Gene Ontology annotation, biological process: mitochondrion organization. Lineage: Eukaryota; Metazoa; Chordata; Mammalia; Primates; Hominidae. Gene Ontology annotation, cellular component: mitochondrion.